This is a messenger RNA of Eremomyces bilateralis CBS 781.70, 1179 nucleotides long. RefSeq lists its product as uncharacterized. NCBI's taxonomy places the organism in Eukaryota, Fungi, Ascomycota, Dothideomycetes, Eremomycetales, Eremomycetaceae. The coding region runs from base 1 to 1179 and encodes 392 amino acids. Gene Ontology annotation, cellular component: GPI-anchor transamidase complex. The transcript is spliced from 2 exons. The record is from RefSeq and is a predicted model, not a curated record. Gene Ontology annotation, biological process: attachment of GPI anchor to protein; protein localization to cell surface; proteolysis. Gene Ontology annotation, molecular function: GPI-anchor transamidase activity.
AUGUUAUUUUUCUCAAUCUUGCUCCUCCUUGGAGCAAGUAUCCUCUCCUCCGCUGAACAUACAUCGAAUUGGGCCGUCCUUGUUUCGACAUCUCGGUUUUGGUUCAACUAUAGACAUCUUGCCAAUGUCUUGUCCUUAUAUAGGACUGUCAAGCGACUGGGCAUUCCGGAUUCCCAGAUCAUUCUCAUGCUUCCAGAUGACAUGGCUUGCAACCCUCGAAACGUGUUCCCCGGCACUGUUUACAACAACGCGGAUCGAGCACUGGAUCUCUAUGGAGACAACAUCGAAGUGGAUUAUAGGGGCUACGAGGUUACGGUAGAGAACUUUAUCCGGUUGCUCACAGACCGGUUUGGCGACGACGUACCGCGAAGCAAAAGGCUGUUGACGGACGAUCGGAGCAACAUCUUGAUCUACAUGACCGGGCACGGUGGGAACGAGUUCCUCAAGUUCCAGGAUGCGGAGGAAAUCAGUGCGUUUGACCUCGCCGAUGCCUUUGCGCAGAUGUGGGAGAAGAAGAGAUACCACGAAAUGCUAUUCAUGAUCGACACCUGCCAGGCGAACACCAUGUACAGCAAAUUCUACUCCCCCAACAUCAUCGCGACUGGUUCUUCCGAAAUCGACGAGUCCUCCUACAGCCACCAUGCAGACAACGACGUCGGCGUCGCCGUGAUCGAUCGAUAUACCUAUUAUAAUCUCGAAUUCCUCGAAACGCAGGUCCGCGAGCAAGGAAGCAAGCUUAAUCUAGGCGACCUAUUCGAUUCAUACGACGAGGAGCAGAUCCACUCGCGCCCAGGGUUCCGCUACGACUUGUUUGAAGGAGGAGCCGAAGCAGCGCGAGCGCGCAAGGUCAUGGACUUUUUUGGCAACGUGCAGAACGUAGAGGUUCAAGGGGAGGCAGAUGCGGCGUCCUGGAAUGCGACGAGCUGGAAAGAGGAACUUCAGGCGCUGCAGAACUUGGUCGAGGAGGCUCAGAAGAGACAUAAUGCUUCCGCACCCGGACCGGAGCAUUCAAGAGCCGCCGCAGAUGGAGCAUCGGUAACCUUCCGGGGUCUUAACCAUGGUGUGGCGGCGAAGGUGCAGGUGGAGAAUACGUGGAGCAAACAGGUCAUGGGAGCAACGGCGCUCCUAGGCUGUGCUGCGGUGUGGAUGCUCGGCUCAUACUUCGAUACGGCGAAGUGA